ACCGGCACUGCCCGAUGCUCUCUCUCUCUCUCUCUCUCUCUCUCUCUCUCUCUCUCUCUCUCUCUCUCUCAUGGCGCACAGAGGAGGAGGAGGAGUAGAGGACAACCUGUUGACCGCCCCCGCCACCACCACCGUCCAUCACGAGCCUCCAUGUCCAAGUCCACCCCCCUGUCUCCGCUCUCACGCUAGCUCUCUUCUUAUAAACCCGCCGGCACAUGGUUGUGGCCGGCAUUGCGCGCAUACCACCUUCCCGACCUCGAUCGAGCUCCUCCUCCUCCUGAAUUCAUCGCGCAACCGUACGUACUCUAGCUACUCAUCACCGCCUAAUCAAGCUCGCCGGCUUCUGCUGCAAUGGCGGCAACGACUCUCCGGCUGAUGCUCAACAUCUCCUUCCUCCUCUUUCUGGGCUCGCUCCUCCCGGCUGCAUUGUCCACGACGUUCACGCUGACCAACUCCUGCGCCUACACGGUGUGGCCGGGCCUGCUGUCCGGCUCGGGCACGCCGGCGCUACCCACAACGGGCUUCGCGCUGGCGCCGGGGGAGUCGCGCGCGGUGGAGGCGCCGUCGGCGUGGUCGGGCCGCAUGUGGGGGCGCACCCUCUGCGGCACGGGCGCCGACGGGCGGUUCGCCUGCGCCACCUGCGACUGCGGCUCGGGCGCCGUGGAGUGCGCCGGCGGGGGCGCCGCUCCCCCCUGCUCGCUCGCGGAGUUCACCCUCGACGGCUCCGGCAGCAAAGACUUCUACGACGUGAGCCUCGUGGACGGCUCCAACAUCCCCAUGGCCGUGCUCCCUCAGGGCGGCGGCGGAGAGGGGUGCGGCGCCACGGGGUGCCUGGCGGACCUGAACGGGCCGUGCCCUGCGGACCUGCGGGUGGCCGGGCCCGACGGCGCCGGCAUCGCGUGCAAGAGCGCGUGCGAGGCGUUCGGGCGGCCCGAGGACUGCUGCAGCGGCGCGUUCGCCGGCGGGCCCGAGGCGUGCCGCCCGUCGGCCUACUCCAUGUUCUUCAAGAACGCGUGCCCGCGCGCAUACAGCUACGCCUACGACGACGCCACCUCCACCUUCACCUGCACCUCCGGCACCGCCUCCUACCUCGUCGUCUUCUGCCCCGCCGCCAUGUCCAGCCUCAAGUCGUCCGUCGUCACCACGAGCGCCUCGCCGCCGGCGCUGCCCCACGUCAACGACACCGUCUCCUACCUGGGCCGGAGCCGCGACGCCGGCAGCGGCAGCGGCAGCGGCAGCGGGUGGCAGUACGCGCCGAGCUCGAGCCACGCGUCGUCGCCGGCGCCGAGCGCCUUCGCAGUCGCAGCACUCGCCGCGUUCGCGUGGCUCUGCGGCAGCAGCGCCGGGCGCCACUGGCCGCUUCUGUCUCCGUGCUAGCCAGCUAGCGUAGCGCCAUGCAUGCCAGCACACGGCACGGCACCGCCCGGCGAGGUGCAUGCAAUGCAACGCAAGAGCCAUGUGCGGAUGGAGCCGGCAGUUUGACCUCGCCUCCGGCCGUAGUAUCACCUCACCUGUAUAGAUUAUUGUAGCGAGUCUGGUUUAGCAAGCAAGCAAGGCGGUGGAGAAAAGUUUUGAAUCGAGCCUCCACCCAGAUCGCAGCAACCAGCUUGGCAUUGUACUACUUUUUUACUAGGAGUAUCAGAUUGGAGAAGAGAGGGGAACAUAGGCCAGGUGGGCGUGGUCGAUGGGGCAUGGGGCGACGUGUGAAUAUAUGCAGGUGGGCCGGUGCCUCCAUCACAUCACAUGGUCGACCAUGAGCUCUGCCGCACACUGCAGAACCCAGAUGCGGGCGACGUUCCCCAUCUCGAGACAGACGUGACAUGAUCGGGGUCACGAGGGAUCAGUGCAAAGGUGGCCGACCUUGUUGCUUACUGCUUGUCCGUCAGGUCAGGUCAGGUCAGGUCAGGUGGUGCCAAAUUGCCAGUUAGCACGCGCAGCUGCACUGUGGGAGUUUCAGUCGCGCAUGUGUCUACUUGCCCAUAAAAGCCAUAUGUGUCCUCCCGGCUCUAGCUAGAUAGAUUCUGGUGAAUCUUGGCCCAAAGUUGCAAGUUGCUCCGCCUUUUUUUCGUACGCAUCUUCUUCUUCUUUUGAUCUUCUGUUUUGUAAUCCAAGAUCCUAUAUGUUUUGAUUAGAUUCUUGUGGAGCCCCUUGUCGGCUCCAAAUGUGGCGCA
This is a messenger RNA of Aegilops tauschii subsp. strangulata, 2171 nucleotides long. RefSeq names its product thaumatin-like protein 1b. The record is from RefSeq and is a predicted model, not a curated record. NCBI's taxonomy places the organism in Eukaryota, Viridiplantae, Streptophyta, Magnoliopsida, Poales, Poaceae.